AUGGAUCAAGCAAACCUAUGGACCCGGAGAUCAAACACAAGCAAAUUGUCUCUGUCCACGGCCAGCGACAAGGAAGGUAGCUCCAGACCAGAGCUUCCUCGCACUCAUUCAUCGAAGCGCUUCGGACCCGACAGCUCGCACGGACGAUCUAAUCCUUUCAACGCCAUAUCCCCUCUCUCCGGCGGCGUAUCUUCGCCCUCCGCUGGUGCGUCAAACGCCUUUGGCCUUGGUUCUGGCGCAUUCGCAUCUUUCGGCUCGUCCACAAAGACUCCCAAGACUCCCGGGGGAACCUUUGAUCUCAGUUCGACUACAAAAGACAAACGCGACACAAGCGACGAUACGUCAUCUACAGGAAACAUAAAAUCAAAAACCUCCUCCUCCUCGCUCGAUACCACAUCUACAUCGGCUAUCAAGGACCAUCCGUUGAAAUCAACUUGGAUUGUCUGGUACCGCCCUCCGACUCCGAAAUAUUCUGAUUACGAGAAAUCGACAGUUGCUCUUGCGUCCAUAUCGUCCGUGGAGAGCUUUUGGACAAUUUACUCGCAUCUGAAACGCCCCUCACUUCUUCCCACUGUUUCAGAUUAUCACAUCUUCAAGAAGGGUAUCCGUCCUGUCUGGGAAGAUGAAGCUAACAAACGCGGUGGAAAGUGGAUCAUCCGUUUGAAGAAGGGUGUGGCGGACCGAUACUGGGAAGACCUUCUGUUAGCCAUAGUCGGCGAUCAAUUCGCCGAGGCGGGAGAUGAAGUCUGCGGGACGGUCCUCAGUGUCCGAAGCGGCGAAGAUGUACUCAGUGUGUGGACGAGAAUUGACGGAGGGCGGAAUAUCAAAAUAAGAGAAACAAUAAAGCGUUUACUAGCUCUACCAGCAGACACCAACAUAGUCUGGAAGAGCCACGAUGACAGCAUCGCCCAGAGGUCAGCCAUCGACCAAGCUCGACAAGAGAAGGCCGCAGCAAACCCGGGCCAUCACCACCAUGGUUACCACCACGGCGCCAAUGAGCGCCGUAGGGCAGGUACCAAUGAUGAAUCCUACGGAGACAGGAGCAAAGGAAUGGCGUCUUGA
Talaromyces marneffei is the source of this 1062-nucleotide messenger RNA. RefSeq lists its product as uncharacterized. Gene Ontology annotation, molecular function: translation initiation factor activity; RNA 7-methylguanosine cap binding. The coding region runs from base 1 to 1062 and encodes 353 amino acids. NCBI's taxonomy places the organism in Eukaryota, Fungi, Ascomycota, Eurotiomycetes, Eurotiales, Trichocomaceae. Gene Ontology annotation, biological process: translational initiation. The transcript has 3 exons. Gene Ontology annotation, cellular component: eukaryotic translation initiation factor 4F complex; cytoplasm. The record is from RefSeq and is a predicted model, not a curated record.